AUGGGGGCCUGCAGAACAUCUCUAACUGAGCACCCAGAACCAAAAGGGGGUCAGGCGCUGCCGAGAGCGAAUCCAGGGCGGCCUCACGACCUCCAGGUGCACACAGAGCCCACGUCAGAAGGGAUCGCUAAAGACGCCACAGACCCUCCGGGCCCCGGAGAGCGGCAGCUACGCAAGAAAAUUCACUUUCCGAGGCCGAGUAACUCCCCCAUCCUUUUUCUUCUUCGUUUCUCCCUUCUCAGGUCGUCGGAGGAACACAUCAGCCAUGCCUACCACCUGCUGACGACGCGGCUGCGGGAGGAGCACGCCGAGGUGCGCUUCUCGGCUUUCCAGAUCGUGCAGGAGUUGUUCAGCCGAUCCCAUCCAUUCCGGACGCUGAUUAUUUCCAACUUCCAAGAGUUCUUGGAGCUCACGGUGGGGAUAGACCAUGAGCAGCCUCUUCCCCCGCCCAAAGAGGUGGCGCAGAAGCUGAGGAAAGCUGCCAUUAAGUCGGUGCAGGAGUGGCAUGAGAAAUACGGAGAGGCCUACAAGAAGCUUGCUCUGGGAUACCACUUCUUAAAGCGGAAUAAGAAGGUGGAUUUUCAAGAUGUGCAUGCCAGAACUGUGGCUGAAAGGAGGAGGGAAGAGGAGAAGCAAAAACGAUUGGAUAACAUUUACAAAGAAAAAGCCAAAAGAGCUGAAAAAGAAAUGGAAGAAAUGUCCCAAGAGGUUGCCGACACACUGACAGAGAUGGAAAACUGUUUCCAGCUUCUGAUGCCAGAUCCUUUCAACUUCACUGUGAAUGACACGGAGCUGGAACCCAACAAAAAAAUGACUGCUAAUGAGGAUAGACCUGCAUCCCCCUUGCCCUCCUGGGUGGAAGUUAACCAGUCCUGUUUUGGAUGCGUGGAUGAUGAGCAGCCAUGCUGCAGCAAGGACGUUCUUUCUGUUUCUCAGUGUGUUAGCACUGAUAAAACCAAGGAGUUAGAUGAGAAACAGGAGAAGCCUGAGCAGAAAGAAUUAGAUGGAGGCACAUGCUCGGAAUUUCAGUCUGGCACCCCUCUCAGUGAUGAAGAUUACCAGACUUUUGUUAGGAACCAUGGACUUAUUUCACAUAAGUAUACUCUAGACCUUGAAAUCUCCACAGAUAUAAAAGUGCAUGAGAAUGAAGAUAAUACUGCCAUAAUAAACAAUGUCAUGGAUGCUCACAAACUCCUCAGAAAUAAGUUUUGGCCCUCUGUGCAGUCCUGGAUUCAGUUAUUUACCAGAGCAGGAAUAAGUGAUGAUCGGCUAAGAUGUGCCAUUGAUCUCAAGAAUAAAUUGGAGACUGCUAUGAAGAAAUACAAGGAAAUGAACAUUUCCUUUAAAGCGAGAAAAAGAGAAGAGAUGAAAGCCUCGGAUGAUGACGACGACGAGGAUGAAGAUGAAUUUGUGGAGGUCCCUGAGAAGGAAGGUUAUGAGCCCCACAUUCCAGACCACCUGCGUAAGGAAUAUGGGCUAGAACCUCAGUCACCUCCAAAAGCACCGGUGGGGAAGACAUCAGUAGGACCAGCUCCGCAGAGCUCCCGUGCCCAGCUGAAAGGGAAUGAAGAUGAACUUGAUCCAACCUGUGCAGCUGCCACACUGAAACUUAUUAGAGACAAACUACCGAAGUUACCACCUCCACAUGCCAGUGGCCCUGCAACUACUGAGCCAGCAGCCUCAGAAGAGCCUGACAGUAAGAGAAGAAAACUAGAAGAAGAAAGAGCUAAAGCUCCCCUCAUGCCUUUUGGAUUAGAUCUUCACUACUGGGGACAGGAUCAGCCAAGUGCUGGGAAGAUUCUCAAAUUUGCCUCUGAGCAUCGAUUUUGGGCACCCAGGGAAGUAGAGGAAGAGGUGGAAAAUAAAGAAAUAACUGAAAUGUUAAAAACUAGAUAUAUAACAUUUGCUGGCAAGUUUGAACCAGUGAAACACAAAUGUCGAGCACCAAUGCCCGAUGGAAGUCUGUGUGAAAGACAAGAUCGGAUUAAGUGCCCUUUCCAUGGAAAGAUAAUUCCUCGGGAUGAAUCCGGGAUUCCUGUUAAUGCAGAGGACAGAGCCAGAGAAGAAAAGAUGCGGUUUGAGAAGCAAGCGGCUCAGCCAGAGUGGCGGGAUCCAGAGUUCAUGAGAGAAGUUGAAGCAGCUACAGGAGUGGAUCUUGGUUCCUCUAAAAAUAAUGAAAAAGGAGGGAAAAAGAAAGGGAAGAAGAAAAAAUAUCCAAAUCUGACAGACCUGAAGCAGCAAGCUAACACCUCUCGUUCCCGGCUUGAAAAGAAAGUUUUCAAUAAAGGUGCUAUGAAACGGGUGGUGAAAGCAAUGAACCGAGUGGACCAAAGAAAGCACGAGAAGUUUGCCAACCAGUUUAACUAUGCGCUGAAUUAAAUUGUUAAUCAUCUUCUUUGCCCUUCAUUUUAUUGCAAGAGCACAACUGCACAAAACCUUUAUCACAGAUCUUCAUAUUUACACUGAAAUACUGUGCUGGGUGGAUUUUUACUGGGGUAAUUUUUUAAAUUGUCUUCAACUUUAACUUAUUUGAAAUGAACAUUAAUUUUGGCAAAGAUGUGGUGGUAUGGAAUGCCUUUAACAAGUUGAUAAUUAUUUGAAAUGUACAUGAAAUAGAGCAUGUUUUAUGACUUGUACAUACUCUGGGUAAAAUGUUCAGGUUUGUGGGCGGGUUUUUUCCUUCCUAAGGGUGUAAUUUAAUUUAUACCUCCUUUGCCAACGUGUGUGUUGUAGUUUGCCUCCACUUUCAUGCCUUCAGAAAAAAGACGCCUUAGAAACAGUUAUAUUUCUACCAGAGAUGGCAACACACACAGUAUUUGCUAAGCCUACUGAUCUAGAAAGUGUACCACAUGAGGUGCCUCCUGCAGUACCUCUGAAGACCUCUUGUGUACAUGCAAAAAAAAAUCCAAAUCAACUGAUGCCUUCAGAUAAUCAGUGGAGUAGAGUUUGAUUUUCGGCAAACUGAAAUCCAGGAACUAAUUCAAAGUUGGUAUCUGUGGUGGUGGAGAAGCUGAAAUGACCAAGCUCAUCCUGGUCUGCUUCUUGUCUUCCCAAGAUGGUGUCCCGGUAUCUUUCAGAACUGCAUGUGGAAAGCAUGUUGUGAAAGCUUGUGGAGAUGCUCAGAAUGUGCUGCAAUCUAACUGAUACCAAAAAGCUCUAGUAACAAAGUGAAGGUAUGAGGUUUUAAAAAUUGUUUGAGUGGAAUACUGUGCUGGUGAACUGCCUGGCUUGAAUCAGUGAAAAUUCCACCAGUCUCAAGCCUGAGAGUGCAUCUAAGGAUCCAGAUACAAACACAAGCAUCUGGCCUCUUCUAACUCCAGGGAAUUUGAACAGACAUGCUGAGAUCAAGUGGCUGGAUCCAACGUGGUUUGUUGUUAUCAGCUGGGUACUUCACCAGAUCUCCCAAACCCGCUUUGCUGGCUGCAGUCAUGUCUUAAGCAGAGCGAACCAAACGUUGAGCAGUUGUGCUCUUGCAAGGUCUCAUACAGUUUGAUGGGUGAAGGAAAUCCAGAAUAUCAAGGAGGAUAGAGUGUUUGAAAAUCAAUUUCAAAGUGAACUGCAGAAGUCUUCAAUAAAAUACUGAAUACAAAUUAGAAUGGAUUCUCUACAGCACUGGCUUAGUCACCUGUUAGAGGUGUCUCCUCAUGGAUCAAAAGUCUAUAAGAAUUUAAAAAGGAGAAAAUUUUAAACUCCUCAGUGUAGCUUCUGACCACCUCAGACAAAAGCUAAUUUACAGUUCUGCCAAAUACCUCUUGACUUGCACAAGUACCACUUGGAAAGCGAUUAAGGCUGAAUCUUGAUAGUUUAUCUUGCAAGAGCUCUGCAGUUUGGAAGACAUUCUCCUCUUCAACACGGGUAUUUAGAAGAUGUACUUCUAAACUACCAGAAAUUGAUAAAUAGCCAACUGCAAGUAAGAAUUUAAAAACACACCUCCUGCACUGGAAAGCAAAGCCACUCCAGCUAUCAGUCUAGCUAACAUGGCAGUGAAGGCUUCAGGGGAAAAUGUAGGCAAGGACAAACCAAGUUGAUCACCAGGUCAGCUGAAUCCACUGCUGAGAUGUCAGCACUAGAAAAUUUCCAGCGAACAGUAGGUGCGCUUUACCCCAUGGAGUUCCCAUUUUAGGCCUUUAGUAAAAUAAAAAAAAGCCCAACGGUGAGACUGGAAAUGGAAAUGGUAGAAAUCAGUGAGAAAAAAAAAAUGUACAUAGAAAGUAACGCUCCAUUAUGAUGUUGCUCAGUCUCAUCAGUUCUAGAAUUAUCAGAUGAAAUUUCCUAUCUGGACAUGCGUGUCCAAUUCGCCAGUUAAACCUGAUCCUAUAUGCUCUCCCCCUUUCUUUAUUAAAAACACACACGCAUGCAAAAAGGUGCUUUUCUGGAGUGCUUCUUCCAUGCUGUAAGACGAUUUGCAGAAUUAAGGUUUCCCAGCUGGUUAACUCAGACACAGGUGCAUGGGCUCUGGGCCAGGUUAGUGAUGACCUUUUUUUAAGUUCUUCUGCUUUUUUUAUUUACUGGUUUUGUUCCAAGAACUUUCCUUGUCAAGUGGGGAAUAUGCUCAGUUAGAUAGGAUUUUUUUUUUUCCUUUUUGCCUCGAAGCAAGAAAGACCAUUGACUCUUCAUGGGACAACGUGUUAAACACGCAUCCUCCGUAGCGCUGCCUUUAUGCUAGCCUGGCCUCUUACCAGCAUGCAUCUUCCCCUCAUCCAGUGCUUGAGAAACCCCUGCUUCUCCUCCCAUGUUAAUUAUUGCCUCAUUUAAUCAAAUCAUUUCUCUACGAGGGCAACUCAGCACAUAUACACAAAACAGGUCUUAAAUUUUGCCACUUAAGCAUUCUCAGUAGACACAAUUCAGAGGAUUUUAGGAGCUUUCUCCUUUUCCUGGGUUUAUCUGUAGCUCUGCUGGAGCAUAAUUUUAAAAAGGCAUCUAAAGAUGCCAGAGAUCCAGCAUACCUUCAUUAAAUAGAAAUCCUUUUAAGUUCAAAGUAAAUUAAUCUAUGUUUUAGAGACAUCGCACCUCUUUGUGCAUCACUUUACUUACAGCAGUUUGCAAAUUCAAGGUCUCCGAGCUCACUAGCUCUUCAAACAUCUCAGGUGCUAAACUGUCUGUGUGAUGUUUCUCCCGGAGCUUUUCUAUUCCUGUCCUUGGUUGUUCUGGGAAAAAAAAAAAAAAAAAAAAAAAAAAAAGAAAAAUACAAGUAUCGUUCACGUAAUCUCUGCUGUGCAUUUUUGUCUUUAUAACUCACUCAAAUGCCUUUGCAAUUGUACUGUAACGUACUUGUACCUACUGGGGAUAACAGCAUAUGAUUUCCAGGUACCUAAAUACCUGGGAUGAUGUGGCCCUUGGAGUGUUGUUAAGGUGAGUAUUUGUAAUACAGGUUGGAAGUUCUGUACCUCUGAAAGGACAUGGUAGCUCUGAGCUGGAGUGAGCUGUGCUGGCGUAUCUGAGUCAUCCUUGUAUAACGAGUGCUGGUUCGGUGGUAAAACAAGAACUGAAGGCAAAGUCUUCUCCACGGUUACUCUUACCUGAGCACACAGUUGCAUCUGGGAAGUGAAAGCCCAGAAGGAAAAGGCUACAGGGUCUGUGAAUUUAGUGCCAUUUAAGGUUGGAAUGAAGGGUCUGGCCCUCUAAUCCAAAGCACUUGGUGAUGUAAGGGAGCUUGGUACGGAGUUUGUGAGCAGGACUGCUGAAUAAUAAUCCUUCAGCACGUCCCCUCUGGAGUUAUGGAGGCAGGAUGAUGGGUCCAUACUCAUCUUUUGCAGGAUACCUUGCGAUUUUGUUUUCUCUAAACUUACUUGAGGCUUGGCUUUAGCAAUCCAGGUCUGGCUGAAGAGUUCUAUUAGGAAACUCUUACCCUUAAAAGCUCUCAGAAAUGACGUUUAAAGGAUUUGUUUGGGUUUGGGGUGGGUUUUUUUGGAAGCAAGACAAAGACAGUAUUUGUAAGCGGUUCUGCAUGGACAGUGCAUCACGCCAUGUAAAACAGAUUGCAGGUUGGGGAGGGCAUCAGUGAGUUCAGGGUGGACAUGAUCGAAAAAAACCAUCUAUCUUUUGUGGAAAACAAAACAUAAACCUGUUCCACUUAAAAUGGCUGUGGAAGUGGGCGAAAAGAAUGUUCCUAAUUGUAAGGAGCUACUAGCCAGAAGCAAGAAGUAGUAUUGGAUCUCAAGAACCCAGCCAGUGAAAACUCAAUUCAGCAAGUAUCAAAACAGUCUGGCGGAGAUAGCCAUCUGGUGGUCUCUAACACUCCUGCAAAUACCUGGCUGUUGGUGCAGCCAUGUGUGCAGCUCAUCCGGUGCUAUUAAACACAUUAAUGGGUUUAAUCAUGGAGGUGAUGUAAAUGCAUCUGUAGGUUACGCAUCAGGAAAGGUAAGGACAUCUGGAUGAAAAUUGGUUGGUUAAAACCAUGCCUUUUAAAAUGAUACUGCCGCGUAGGAAAACUUGAUGCCUCUGCAGUAUGGUCUGACCACGGAGAGUAGCAAGUGGGCAUAGAGAGGGACCUUCUGCGAACUGGCCCAAGAAAGGUCUGGGUGCCAAAACUGCAGCCCAAGAAAUGCUUUAAGUUUCCUGGGCCCCUGAGGGUCUGUACGUGCUGUGAGCUGCACUGGCCUUCCCCCCUAGACCAGAGUUCUUGGUUAACCCUAAUGAGACCCAGGGAGAGAAUUGUAUGAGCACUUGAGAAGGCUUGAUCUGGCACGUAUUUUCACACCUUGCCUAACACCCACCAAAUGCAUAGCUUGUACAAAAAUCACCGGUUUUAAAUAGGCAGAGGCAUUAUGGUGCACCUAAUAGCUCUAAUGCUGGAACGCACAUUCAGGCGAGGUGGAGUUCCAGGUCCCUUCUCAGCCUGGGAGGUGAUGGUCCCACAUCCCCUCGCAGGAGACAGCGAGUGACAUGCAAGGGAGCUGGAGGGAGACGGUUUGCGUCACCCGUUCUCCUGUGGGAACUGAAACUGAACCACAGUAGGGUAAAAAAGAGCUGUCCAAAAGACAGGCCCCAGAGUGGCGCAAGGGAGUGCUGGAUCUGGAUCCUUGCUCCCUGGACACAUACUGUGGAAAACGCCACUGAGUUUCAUGGCUUCAGGAAAGAGCUCCUUCGCAGGAAUUGUCACCAGCGAGAAGACCAGCCUUUGGGACCUCUUGGACACCACAGCCUGAGAGAAGGCCGUUACUCCGGUAACUACUGGAGAACAGUUUCUCCCUAUGUCUGUUUUGGGAUGCCCUGGGACAGCUACACUUAAAUAAAACCAAAACAGCUAUCAACAUCUUGCUCCUGGGUGAAAAUAACACUUGAAUUUGCACCUGGAAACAUGAAAGAGAGUUCUGUCCCAUUCAGCGCCUAAGGAAAACUCCACAGUGCUGGGAGAGUGGAGUGAAGUCAAACCCCUAGCAAAGUGAGAAAGGAAGGACAGGGUAGGGGCU
Molecule: messenger RNA, 7412 nt
Organism: Egretta garzetta (little egret)
Lineage: Eukaryota; Metazoa; Chordata; Aves; Pelecaniformes; Ardeidae
Gene: UVSSA
Product: UV stimulated scaffold protein A
Exons: 14
Coding region: 1-2379 (792 amino acids)
Biological process (GO): transcription-coupled nucleotide-excision repair; response to UV
Cellular component (GO): chromosome
Molecular function (GO): RNA polymerase II complex binding
Source: RefSeq, a predicted model, not a curated record